This is a messenger RNA of Syngnathus typhle (broad-nosed pipefish), 2619 nucleotides long. RefSeq names its product thrombospondin-type laminin G domain and EAR repeats a (gene tspeara). The coding region runs from base 188 to 2245 and encodes 685 amino acids. The record is from RefSeq and is a predicted model, not a curated record. Gene Ontology annotation, biological process: signal transduction. Lineage: Eukaryota; Metazoa; Chordata; Actinopteri; Syngnathiformes; Syngnathidae. The transcript is spliced from 13 exons.
UCCUCUCCAGACACACACCCUCACAGGUCCUCCAGAAACUCCUGUCUUGUUUUCCCCCCUCAACUUUAGGACUUUUUUUUUUUUUCUCUUUCGAGAAGGAUGAUGUCUAAGAUGCUUUUACCAAAAGAACAUCCCGCACGGAGACUCUUUGUCAAGGAGAUCGAGUAAAGUGAAGAGGCUCGUGGUGAUGAUGUCAUCACUGCUACUCUCCCAGCUGCUUCUGCUCAGCCUCAGGGUCGUUUUCAUGACGGCUGACCUUGGGGAACAAUGUCCAGAUUCGGUUCCUGUGGAUCUUCUAUCUGCUGUCCUCAAGAAGGACGCCUCUGCGUUCACGUCAGGGGUUGAGGUGAGGUCAUCCGGAGGAUUGCGCGGCGUCCAUUUCACUGGCCCUCACGAUCCCGUCAGCCUGCUCUCCGAUUGUGAGCGCUCCCCGAAAGACUUCUCCAUCGUGGUUACGCUGAAAGUGGCUCACAUGGCACAAAAGAAAAGUGAGUACAUCUUCACCAUGAUGGACCCGAAAAUCACGCUGGAGGAAAAGGACGAUGACGAGGGAAGUAGGCUGAGGAACAACGCAGAACACCGCCGACUCCUCCUGGGACUGAGGCUCUCAGGGAAGCGACUGCACUUGCUCUUCAGAGGGGAGCGAGGCGUCACGGAGCAGCAGGUGUUCCGGGGCGCCCAGCUCGCAGACAACCGCUGGCACACCCUGGUUCUGUCCGUCGUCGGUCACCAAGGCAGGCUGACGGUGGAUUGUGGCUCACUGCGUGAAAUCCUUCCCUCCAGGCCCUUUCCGUCGGACCUCAGCUUUCACCUGUCCAGAUUUCACAUUGGCAGUCGGGGCAGAUGGAAAGGAUUGUUUACGGGGCUGUUACGACAGUUGGUUCUGGUCCCGGGUUCUGACGCCACCCAUCAGAUAUGCCCAUCUGCCCAAGCUCAACUUGCAUCUCUAUUUGUUCCACCAUUGCUGUUGUCAGAUGUCGCCGGGAAGAAUCCCGCAAGUCAGCUGAUCCCAGAAUCCGAGACGAGAGUGUCAGUGGGUUUGGAGCAGAUGUGUUCCGAGCCACUCCGAGGCCAGUUGCGGUUUAACCCGCUUAGGAAAGCCCUUUACGUUUGCGAUGGGACCUCGUGGGUCACCGUUCUGGAAGAUCGUAAACGACUGGACUAUGUUGAGGAACGGCAGGUUCUCAGCACCAGCUCAGAGACACAUGACAUAGAGGUCUUCCAGGUUCAAGGCGUGGGUCUGAUGGCUGCCAUGGCUCACCGCUCCACAACUUCUGGGUCCGCAGUGUAUCGGUGGAGCCAACAAAAUGGCUUCCAGCCGUAUCAGAAUCUUAGCACACACGGAGCGCUGGCGUUGAGACAUUUCAACAUGGGCAAGAAGACAUUUCUGGUGGUGUCCAACUGCAACAUAGGCGCCAGUGUGGGAAAGGAAAUCGAUGUCUCCGUCAUUUACAAGUGGAGCCGAAAAAGCAAACAAUUUGUGCGCUUCCAGACUUUGGAGACUCACUGUGCACGUGACUGGGAGGCCUUCAAAAUCCAUCGACACACAUAUCUCGUCGUCGCCAAUCACAGGAAAGGUCAAAACAACCACACCAUCGACAGCGUGGUUUACAAAUGGAACAAGCCAACCAAGUCCUUUGAGGUCCACCAGAGGUUGAGAACGUCAGGGGCUUACGACUGGGAGUCCUUCAAAGUGGGACCUUAUCAUUUUUUGGUGGUGGCGAACGCCUUCGACGGAGUAACCACGUCAGUAGACUCUGUUAUCUACGUUUGGGUCGACGGGAGCUUUCGAGUCCUCCAAACCAUUAAGACGUUUUGCGCCACUGACUGGGAGAUGUUCCAGAUAGGCACACGGGUCUUCCUGGUGGUCGCCAAUGGACACCGUCUCCAUGGCAACGGACCCGGUCAAUAUGCCAUCAACUCUACUAUAUAUGAGCUGGACAUGAUCGAGCAGGUGUUUGUCCGUUUCCAGGACAUCGUCACAUACAGCGCAGUGGACUGGGAGUUCUUCAGUCUCGGGGAGGAAUAUUUCCUGGUUGUCGCCAAUUCCUUCAACGGGGAAUCGUACUCUCUCAACAGUGUUCUCUACAGGUGGCAGGGCUACGAGGGCUUCGUUCCCGUCCACUGGCUUCCGACUAUCGGCUGCAGCGAUUGGGAGUUCUUCAGUGCUGGCGGAGACUCUUAUCUGAUCUACUCAAGUGCCAAAGCGCCUCUCGCCAAAGUGUUCAAGCUGAAAAUGUACUGAGCUCAUUCACUACCAUAUUUAUGCGUGUGGAUGCAUGCCCUGUCCAUGGGGGCCCCGCAGGAGUCAGCCCACCAUGCAAAAACCUCAGAGGAACUCUUAUAAAAGGAGGAUUGCAAGUGCGCACACUAGUUUGUUCGUUGUAUAUAUGAAUUCAGUAUUGUCCUCAGAGGACAAUUCCAGAACUUUUUCCUACCUUAAUGUAAAAACAUGCAGUGUGUGUGUAUGUGUUUAAAAGUGCCUGCCUGCAGCAUGAGGAUACAUAAGAAUGACAGUAAGUUAUUAAAAGAACAAUAAGCUACUUAUCAAUUUCUAUAAAGGUCACUUUUGUUGACUAGGAUAUUUUGCACACUAUUAAAUGUCAAUUGUUCACUAUC